Bombyx mori (domestic silkworm) is the source of this 6016-nucleotide messenger RNA. RefSeq names its product dual specificity calcium/calmodulin-dependent 3',5'-cyclic nucleotide phosphodiesterase 1 (gene Pde1c). The record is from RefSeq and is a predicted model, not a curated record. The transcript is spliced from 14 exons. NCBI's taxonomy places the organism in Eukaryota, Metazoa, Arthropoda, Insecta, Lepidoptera, Bombycidae. The coding region runs from base 466 to 2427 and encodes 653 amino acids. Gene Ontology annotation, molecular function: 3',5'-cyclic-AMP phosphodiesterase activity; calmodulin-activated 3',5'-cyclic-GMP phosphodiesterase activity. Gene Ontology annotation, biological process: signal transduction.
GUGGCCGACAGUCGCGCGCAGGCCUCCACGCGGACCGGUAGUCUGGUCACGACUCGCGCACCACCGAGCAUGACCGUACUUAACGCGAAACCAACCGACAAAUGAAUUCAAAAUUUUUAAAACAAUUAAAAUAGAAAAAAAAACGCUACCGCGAGUUUCUUUUAAAGGAGGCUAUGAGAAACGCCCAAAGCGAACUAAUUUGCUACCGAUAGCAUAUCAAAUACAGUUUUGAAAACAUAUCGCUAAUUCUAAACGUUCCGAGUUACGGUAACGCUAAGAACCAAAGGCCAUCGAAAAUGACAGUGGACGGAAUGACGCAAAAACAUUAUCUAUAUAUAAAAAAUAAAUAAAAACAGAGAUUUUACUGUGAAUAACACUGAGACAGGAGUGAAUUCGAACGGUGAUUGAAAGUGAUUUGAUUAGUGAGUGACUUCGUUUGACUCGGUGAUAGCGUAUUAUGUGACGAUGUGGCGAGGCAAACCGCUGCUCGAAGGCAGCAGACAGGGUUCGGUCGACGGCAAAAGUAAUGUUUCUAAUGACAAAGAGCUGGUACACAAGUGCCACAGCGACCCCGGUGGUGGACGAGCGUUGGGUGCAGCUCCAAGGACACACAGACAUCGAUCCGCCUCCGGUGCGUUGAGGAAAUGCGUUCUCACCCUCGACGGAUACUCGUAUGUUAUCGUGGCGAGUCCGCCGGGAGGCGCGGGCGCACCGCGGGAGGAGGCGCCACGUCCUCCGCCGCUCCCCACGCCCCGCAACGGCACCCCUCCCAAGCAAGGCGCGCUGACAAUCGUCCGCCGUUCUUCAAGCCGGAGUAAGACCGAGAGCUGCUCCACUCCUACUGACGAACAACUCGAUCAGCUCGAUCUAGAAACUGAACACUUGCCCGCCGUCGACACGCCCGACGCUUGCGAUAAGGCCGCACUGAGAUUACGCUAUCUAUUAAGACAAUUAAACCGAGGUGAAAUUUCUGCAGAGACUUUACAAAAGAACCUACAGUAUGCUGCAAAAGUGCUUGAAGCUGUCUACAUAGAUGAGACCAAACCGGCAGUGGCGCGUCAGCAGUCGGCCCCAACCCUGGUGUUUAGACGAUUAGCUGAUGAAGAUGACGAGCUCUCUGAGGUACAGCCUGAUGCGGUGCCCCCUGAGGUUCGCGAAUGGCUGGCGUCGACAUUCACAAGACAGCUGGCGACAGCCAAACGGAAGUCGGACGAGAAGCCAAAGUUCCGGUCGGUGGCCCAUGCGAUACGUGCCGGAAUAUUCGUCGACAGAAUCUAUCGCCGGGUGACCAGUACCGCUCUUAUGCAGUUUCCUCAGGAUGUCGUUAGAGUAUUGAAGACGCUGGAUGAAUGGUCUUUCGACGUGUUCACUCUGCACGAGGCGGCCAACGGGCAACCGGUCAAAUACUUAGGUUACGAACUGUUGAAUCGAUACGGAAUGAUUCAUAAAUUUAAGGUUCCUCCGACAAUCUUAGAGAACUUCCUCGGCCGGAUAGAGGAGGGCUACUGCAGGUUUCAUAAUCCCUACCACAAUAACCUGCACGCCGCUGACGUCGCGCAAACCGUGCACUACAUGCUGUGCCAGACCGGCCUUAUGAACUGGCUCUCGGACCUGGAGAUCUUCGCGACGCUGGUAGCCGCCGUGGUCCACGACUACGAGCACACGGGCACGACUAACAACUUCCACGUGAUGUCCGGCUCGGACACCGCCCUGCUCUACAACGACAGGGCCGUGCUGGAGAACCAUCACAUCAGCGCCGCCUUCAGGUUAAUGCGCGAAGAAGAAUACAAUAUACUCCAGAAUCUAUCCCGGGAUGAGUUUCGCGAAUUUCGUACGCUUGUGAUCGAUAUGGUGCUGGCGACCGACAUGUCCUUCCACUUCCAGCAACUGAAGAACAUGAGAUCGCUUCUGUCCCUCGCAGAGCCAACCAUAGACAAAUCGAAGGCUACAUCUCUGGUGCUCCAUUGCUGCGACAUUUCGCACCCUGCUAAGAGAUGGGAUCUCCACCACCGAUGGACAAUGAGUCUCUUGGAUGAGUUUUUCCUCCAAGGUGACAAAGAACGAGAUCUUGGUCUGCCCUUUAGUCCGCUCUGCGACAGAAAUAAUACUCUGGUGGCGGAAUCCCAAAUUGGUUUCAUUGAGUUCAUCGUGGAGCCCAGCAUGGGAGUUUGUGCAGACAUGCUGGAAUGCAUUUUGGGGCCUCUGCACUCCGGCAAUAAAUCCGGAACUAAUGCAGCGACUGAACCGACUAUUGAUGAAAAUUCGGGCGCCGAGAGUGUUAACAAAUUCAAGAUAAGGAAACCUUGGAUUACCUGUCUCAGUGACAAUAAGAAGAUAUGGAAGGAGCAAGCUACUAAAGACGCCGAGGCCCGAGCCAACCAGGAGCAGGAGGAGAACAUAGAGGUUCAGCCUCCACCAGAAGAAUAAUAUUUAGCCACAUUUGUAAAUAGCGUUAGAACUAGUUGUUCGAACAUGCUAAAAACGCUAUUGAAAAAAUAGUAAAGGACCUGUGCUUGAGUGUGCAAAGACGCUUUAUGUUCGUUGCUCUUGUAAUUGACGUUUUAAUAACGCACAAAUGUGAUUCGAUAGCACAAUGCGUUUAAAUGUGUAGGACGUAGGUGUAUUUAUCUAUGUGGAAGACAACAUAGUGAGCGAAUCGGAAAGGCGAAAUCCCGCUGAGCGGUGAAUGCCAUUAGUGUAUUUAAUGCUAAGACCCAUUCUAGCGUUUAAGUUUUAGAGCUUCGUUGAGAAAUUUUAAUAUAGGACGGAAGAUAACCGCUCCCGAAAUUAAAUAAGGGAAGCAUUUUUUCCUUCUCUUUCUCCUAACUAGCCAAAACCUGAAAACCACAAACAUAUUUCGUUUUAGUAAGGUCAAAUUUUUAUAACCAAUAAUCGAAAGUGAACUUUUUGGCGUCAUUAGAGUUCUUUGCCCCGUGCGACAGAUGGAUUAUAUUGCGCGGGUAUAUUAAAAAAAACUUCAAUACUGGACAUUUAAUUUGAUCGCGAUUUUUAAUUAUGACCAUAUCAAAAAUGAUACAAACACCUUCUUUUCGUAUUCGGGAACGUUUGUCUUCCUCCAACAUGAGUAUAAGUGCGAUAGCUUAAAAUAUUUCCCACGACAAACGCAUAAGAUUUAGAAUUUUUUCAGAAAAAUUAUCAAAAUGCUUUGCUCUAAUAAAUAUAUAGAAAAUGAUCAGUAGCUAAUCGUUUGUAUUUAGAUUUUAAUGUUUUAACUUAUUAAUGAUAAAAAAUAUCAGAUGCUGGUGACGGAGCAAAUAAUGUAGUGAGCACUGAGGCACUCUUCAUUCAAAUAAUAAUUUAUAAUCGUUCAUAAAACUCAUAAUGUAUUCUAACAAUUGUGUAGCUUAAUGUUAGUUAUAAAUCUUAACCCAUAUGAAAAAUACGCUUAUUAAUUUUAAUGUUUCCGAUUAAAUUGGAGUCUUGAUAUUCCUGACCAAAUGUUAUUUAUUAAUAUUAAUUAUGUUUUAGGUAAUAACGCCAUCUCAAAUACUAGACGUUAAGUAGAUAGACGUUACCUAUUAUUAUAUCUAUAGAUACUUUAAAUUAUAUCAUUGUAUUUCGAAACAACACCUUUGCUACUUAUUUUACAAUUAACUGAUAUAGAUGUAGUUUAAAAUAUACUCGAUACUUUUUUCAGAAACAGCUCCUUCUCAAAGUGAGUUUUGUCCUAUGAAACUUAAGGAAUAUAUUCGACUGAUUGGCUUCAAAUUAGGCAAGGGUACACAAAAGAUAUAGCAAAAUAUUGAGGACUCUAGCUAUUUUUGCCGUCCUUUGCGUGCGACCUAAUGCGUGGUAGAUACCUAUUAAUAAAACAUUGAAUUUAUAUUGAAACAAACGAUAAGAUUUUAGGGAAAAACAAUUGCCAAAAUUUAAAACUUAAAAACACAAUAUCGUCUGAGGCCUAGUUUUCCUGGUACACACGUGGGACCAUUCUCAUUGAAUAUCAGAAAAUAACGCCAUAAUCACAUAAAAUAUUAGCUCCCUAUUUAUUUCAGGGAAAGUAUUGAUAUAUUAUAUGUCAACUGGUGACGCUUACCGUAGAUAAUAUUGAAUUUUUUUAAAUAUUUAUCGUCUAUUUUGAAAAAAAAAAAAACAUUUAGAGCAAAAUUAGUCUAUGUAACCUUAAUAGAUUAAAAAUUAUGUAAACGUAUUCGAAAUAAUAAUUCAUUGAUGUGUGUAUUUCUGGUAAAGCCAUUUUAAUUGGGGAUAUAGCUUUAUAAAAUGUAGUUGUUAGUAUAUACUGAGCCUUAUGUAAACGUUUAUUGAUGUUUCUGUAUAAAUAGCUUGCUAUAGUACUUUAUAGAUUACUAUGUUAACCGUGUUGUAUUGGAAGACACGUAAUUCUGUUGAUCUUUUGUAAAAAUAUUUCUGAAUGUGACUCGAACAUUCCGACUUAAGUGUUUUAGUUGUAAUGUCCGUAUUUAGGGCAGUUUUAAAUUAUGAUAUGUACUUAGUCUUAAACAAAAUCAAUUUAAGAUGCAGAUACACCCAAUUGUUAGAUGUUUAGUGGUCAUGCUAUUUUAAAAAAUAAAGGUUAUGAAGUCAGCGGUGGGGUAUUUUUCAAGAUGACCAGUCUAAAACCAGAAGGUAUGGCGAAAAAUACUGAAUGUACCUACUGUGGUUUUCAAUCGACUUUGCACACACGAUAAAUAAUCGUAAUAUCAUUAUGUAAAAAACUUAAGUACCUACCUAUCUACAAUAAAUUAUAAAUAUUAACAAAUCAAUGACUACGAAAAACGUGAAUUCAUGUUUCUUUUUUAGUUAGGAGAAUAAUGAAAUAAUAAUCCCUAUAUAUGUAUAUGUAAUCUAAUAAUAUAAUAUAAUAUAUAAUACUAAAUGAAAAUCUAUUUCCGUAACAUAAACUUGAUUAGGGACCAUGGAAUAACACUGAUUUUUGUCAAUAGGUCCCAUUGAACAUUUAUGCCUGUCUAUGCGCACAAUAUUGCCAACAAAACAAAAUGCGGUCAAGCAGUACCACUGCCACCACACACGCUUCAAUGAUAACAACAACCUUACCCGUGUACAGUAUACGCGCGAUUUCAUGUCCAUCGGGAGCCUAGUCUAGUAUUGUCUUUGACAGUUGUGACGCGCGCUUAUCGAUACCGAAAAUUUACGCUAACGCUAUUGUGUUAUUUCAUGGUGAAUAAGUCAUGACUACUCCGCUUCCAACAAGUUCAGGUAGAAAAAAAUCUACACUGGUUCGGACUCUGAUCUGUCGGUUGUCUUUUCAUCUGAUAGUAAUUGAAUUGGAAUUUAUAAAAUAUUUUUCUCUAUUAGAAGUAAAUAAGUAAUUACUUAUCACAUUUAUUUUAUAAUUUGCAAAAUGACCUAGUUACAUUAAACCAAAUUGACAGCUGUUGACUAAAUCGGUAGUUAAUAUCGACAUUACUAUAAUUAACUAGGUCACAGGUAGUGCAUUCUUCAGGAUGGACAUGAACUCGCUCGCCUACUGUACCUGUGUAUCAUCACAGCCGUUAUUUUAAAAUACAAUCUAAAACAAAAAUAAUAAAACGUUCAUUUUUCAUUUACACCAUAGCGUGCCUCCUCUUCCUCGCCAACAAUGUCUUUAAAAAUUAGUUUCUAAAAAAUCACAAACGCAAUUGUCCACAGAUCUUUCAGUAUUUUUUGACAUUCUUCCCAGUCCAGGGUCGGUCUUACGCGUCCACAUGAAUAAUCAACACUAAAUAAUAUUAUACAUAAGUUUUUUCACUAUUUUUUGGCUAUAUUCGCUGUGCUGCGGCUUUGUUUAAAUCAUAUAGAAUUUAUAAUAGGAGACUGUAUUCCGCAAUUUAGGUAUUCACUAUGUACUUACAUGAAUUUAUUUACCCACUAACAAUGUCACUUUUAACGUAACGUAUUUUAAAUCUUUGAAAUCUCAUGUACUAAGUUUAGUAGAACGUUAGGUUCGUCUUUGUGUAAAUAAUAAAAAGAACAACUUUUAUUUAUGUGUAACUUUAUCAUAUUAUUGUAUAAAAUAAACAUUUUUCGUAGAAAA